Ceraceosorus bombacis is the source of this 707-nucleotide messenger RNA. NCBI's taxonomy places the organism in Eukaryota, Fungi, Basidiomycota, Exobasidiomycetes, Ceraceosorales, Ceraceosoraceae. The record is from the annotation of a GenBank genome assembly.
AUGGUCGUCUUCCGGUGGGAUCAUUCCGAAGAGAUUGAGGUGCAAUUCGACAAGGUGAUACAAUUCUUGCACGAUCCCCCUGUAAUGCUCAACACGGCCUCUCAUAUGGUAGAAGUAAGGCAGGAUUCGAACGACGCCUCUCUGUACCACAGUGAGGAGCGCGAGAUGCAGGGCUUCGCCGUUAUCGAAGUGCAGGCUGACGACGAUAACCAUCACGGCUCCUUGCUGUCCUUGCCCAUGCAGUCACCGAGCGACUGAACGCGUUUUCAACAGUCAAAUUCAGUGCUCACUUCGCGUACAGGGAUGACGGCAUGACCUCGCGCUGGAACGCCCCUAUGAAUGUCAACGCAGAGUCCCAAUGGAUCGUCAAGAGAGUCGACUCGGACAAGCCAGGUGCAGCGCCACGCAGUCUGCUUCGAGAGGUGGCAAAAGUACACGUCCCUUUCCUCUUCUACCACUACGUCAAGUACAAGUACGUCAAGAUCCACUCCAGGCUGCCAAAAUUAUUUGAAGCCGCAAUCGUGGAACGAGACGAGCAGUCGCAGACGUCAGGCCCAGCUCAAACUCGGAUCCAAGCUCAGGACUCAGUAGUUACGGAAUCCGCCCUCAAAGCUCCCGUGCAGGACGGUACAUAUCAAGCAGACGUCAGCGCACCCGGCACUGGAGCAGGACUCGACUCACCAGGACUCGACCCACAACAAACUUGA